AUGUACCUACGUACGUACCAGCUGGUCUGCAAACGCCUGGAAAUGGUGAUACCACGGGGCUCCGCCGUCGUCCUAGUGCUGUUGCCGCUCUCUUCCCUGCUUCUGUCCGCCGAAGGCGCCGCAGAGGCGGAGCUGGUGACUUGGAAGUGUGACAACGGCACGUACUACGCCACGAACUCCACCUACCAGUCCAACGUGCGAACCCUCCUCGCCUCCAUCGCCGCCAACGCCUCCCUCCCAUCGUCCUCCGGCGUUGGCUUCGCUACCUCCGUCGUUGGCGCCAGCCCGGACACUGCCUGGGGCCUGGGGCUCUGCCGCGGCGACACCACCGGCAGCGCCGACUGCGGCGCCUCCUGCCUUGCCGUCGCCGCCGAGGUCGCCUUCGGCACGCAGUGCAUAGGGGUCAGGGAUGUGUCCGUCUUCUACGACCGCUGCACCGUCCACUUCUCCUUCCGGGACUUCCUCGCAGCCCCUGACAACACGAAGGUGCAGGCCAGGGGCGUCAGCGAGGACACCGUCGUCACCGCCCACGGCCGCUUCAACGCGCUCCUGGCCAGCCUCGUCGGCGCGCUGGCCGACUGGGCGGCGUUCAACACCACGUCCAGGUACGCCGUCGGGACCAUGGACGUCCCCGACGGCCAGACGGGGUUCCCGACCACCAACGGGGACGUGGUGCGUAGGGUCAACGGCCUGGUGCAGUGCACGCCGGACCAGGCGCCCGGGCCGUGCCGGAAGUGCCUGCAGGGGCUCAUCGAGGAGAUGCCACCGGUGUUCAACGGCAGCAUCGGAGGCCGGCUGCUCGCCGUGUGGUGCAACCUCAGGUUCGAGGUGCACGACUUCUACGACGGCGCACCGAUGCUCAGCCUGGUCGCCCCGCCACCGACCACUUCUCCACCUCCAGCCUCGACUACGCACCACAGCGGAAGAAACUGGAGAAGGUGGAGACAACGUGCAGCGAUAGUAUCGGCCAUUCUUCUUGGCGUCACUGUUGUCUUUCUGAUCAUUUCUGCGGUGAUCUUAUGUAGGAAUGGUAAAAAGCAAAUCUCAUACCUGCAGGAAGACGGUGACGGCCCCGCAUCACUUCUCUUUGACCUGCCAACGUUGAGGAAAGCAACCCACAAUUUUGCCAAAGAGAAUAAGCUUGGUCAUGGAGGCUUUGGCGCAGUAUACAAGGGGGUCUUGCCUAAUGGACGAGAAAUAGCUGUAAAGAGACUUGACAAAACUUCAGGGCAAGGUCUAAAGGAGUUGAGGACCGAGCUAGUGGUCGUGGCAAAGCUCCGACACAACAAUCUCACAAAGCUUCUUGGUGUGUGCUUGAAGGGACAAGAGAAGUUACUCGUGUACGAGUACCUGCCCAAUAGAAGCCUGGAUACCUUUCUUUUCGCACCUGAAGGUGAAAAGCGUCUAUUAUUGAACUGGGAGACAAGGUAUCGCAUAAUCUACGGAACGGCACGAGGUCUUAUAUACCUCCACGAGGACUCGCAGAUAAAGAUCAUACACCGUGAUCUCAAGGCCGGCAACAUCCUGCUCGACGCCGACAUGAACCCAAAGAUCUCGGAUUUCGGCCUAGCAAGGCUCUUUAACAGCGAAAGUACGAGUACCGUCACGAACCAAGUAGUCGGAACACUUGGAUACAUGUCCCCGGAGUACGCGGUCAUGGGGCACAUGUCGGUCAAGCUAGAUGUGUACAGCUUCGGUGUCCUCGUCCUGGAGAUCGUUACAGGAAGGAAAAAUACCGAUGCCAUUUUCGAGGAUGAAGAGUCUGGCAACGCCAGUAGCCUGGUCAGCUAUGUAUGGGACGAAUGGUCGAAGGGAACACCACUAGACAUCAUGGAUCCGUCGUUGGACGGCAAGAUCAGCGAGAGCGAGGUACUCAAGUGCAUCCACCUGGGGCUUCUGUGCGUGCAGGAGAACCCGGCGGACAGGCCGACGAUGCUACACGUCCUCGUCAUGCUGCACGACCGCCAAGCAUCGAACUUCAUGGCACCGUCAAGGCCGGCCUUCACCUUUACGGCCAGCGCUGUGUCCGGAGAUCGAGUGCCCACCCAAGUAGCAACGACUGCUUCUGAUGUGCCGUCUGUCAACGAGAUGACAAUGUCGGAGUUCGAGCCUAGAUAG
Molecule: messenger RNA, 2118 nt
Organism: Lolium perenne
Lineage: Eukaryota; Viridiplantae; Streptophyta; Magnoliopsida; Poales; Poaceae
Product: cysteine-rich receptor-like protein kinase 10
Biological process (GO): protein phosphorylation
Cellular component (GO): plasma membrane
Molecular function (GO): ATP binding; protein serine/threonine kinase activity
Source: RefSeq, a predicted model, not a curated record